Molecule: messenger RNA, 1290 nt
Organism: Penicillium griseofulvum
Lineage: Eukaryota; Fungi; Ascomycota; Eurotiomycetes; Eurotiales; Aspergillaceae
Product: GAT domain-containing protein
Exons: 5
Coding region: 1-1290 (429 amino acids)
Biological process (GO): endocytosis; actin filament organization; actin cortical patch localization
Cellular component (GO): actin cortical patch
Molecular function (GO): phosphatidylinositol binding; ubiquitin binding
Source: RefSeq, a predicted model, not a curated record
AUGAAGCGCUUUUUAGGAUCUCUGAGCAGGCGCUCAAGCUCCAGCGACAGUUUUGAACACCGCGACGACUCACCAGAAGCCAUUGUCCUGAGAGAAUUGACUGCCUUCUGCGAGUCGAAUACAAAUGCGAAUGCCCCCCCGCGUGACGCGCAAGGAACCGAGUUUGUCCACCUCCCCAAAAUCGUCGAAGCCGCUGAGUCGAGCCCCAAUGCUGCCAAGCAAGCGGCUCUACGAAUUCGCAAGUAUCUCGCAGAUCCCGCCAGCACCCCGAGCCCGACACAGUACAAUGCGAUCAUGCUCAUGCGCAUCCUGGUGGACAACCCGGGACACACCUUCACCCGCAACUUCGAUGCCAAAUUUGUGACGGUUAUCAAAGAAUUGCUGCGCACAGGACGCGACUUCCACGUACAGAACUAUCUCCGUCAGUAUCUGGGUCACCUCGACCAACAGCGCCCAUGGGAUGAAGACCUCAAACUGCUGCUGCAGAUGUGGGCGAAGGAGAAGAUGAAAUCCCAACACGGUUUGAUCGACCCUUUCCCCAUGAAUACCAUCAUCCCACCGCAAGUCCCACCCAGGAACCAGCAGCAACCAUAUAGCCAGGCCCGCGCACCGGCAAAUACCCUCCCCAACCCGGUCGAACUAGCGGCGCGUGUCGAGGAGGCGCGCAAUUCGGCAAAGCUGCUAACGCAGUUUGUGCAGUCCACACCGCCGGCAGAGCUGGAAGACAACGAGCUCAUCAAAGAGUUCAUUGACCGCUGCAGGACUGGCUCGCGUUGUAUCCAAGGAUAUAUCCACUCGACCAAUCCGACACCGGACGAGGAUACCCUGUUGACGCUCAUUGAGACGAACGACGAGAUCUCCGUGGCACUGUCGCAGCAGCAGCGUGCCAUGCUUAAGGCGCGCAAGAUCAGAGGUUCUUCGUCGCCGAGCUCGUCCAAUUUGAACAGUCCGUCACCGACAUCGCCGCCUGUCGCACCAACUACAAAUUUCUCUCCUCCCCCCGGGCCGCCGGCUCGGACUACAACAUGGAGCUCCGAGUCCCAUGCUCCCGCCGCGGCACAGCUGCCUUCGACGGCUAUGACUGGCGGCCGCGCACCUGCUUCCAAUCCUGCUCCAGGCUCCGCGACUACCGGCCGGUAUGAAUACAAUGCGGAGGAAUUCCAGGUGCGGAAUCCUUUCGCCGAUGACUAUGCCACGAACGACUCGGACCAGGAGAGACAUCGAGUGCAGGGAAAUGCGCAGCCACAUAGUGAUCGUGUGCGCCUCCAGCCCACUGAGCAGGAGCGCUAG